Phyllostomus hastatus (greater spear-nosed bat) is the source of this 2257-nucleotide messenger RNA. RefSeq names its product secretion associated Ras related GTPase 1B (gene SAR1B). The record is from RefSeq and is a predicted model, not a curated record. Gene Ontology annotation, biological process: intracellular protein transport; vesicle organization; endoplasmic reticulum to Golgi vesicle-mediated transport. Gene Ontology annotation, molecular function: GTP binding; GTPase activity. The transcript is spliced from 7 exons. The coding region runs from base 156 to 752 and encodes 198 amino acids. Gene Ontology annotation, cellular component: COPII vesicle coat; endoplasmic reticulum exit site. NCBI's taxonomy places the organism in Eukaryota, Metazoa, Chordata, Mammalia, Chiroptera, Phyllostomidae.
AGCGGACAAUCAAGAGUGAAGCACCCUGCCGGUCGGGAAGGAGCUGACGCGAGCUGGUCCCUGGCAGCCAUCAGCCACCGCGCUUUGAGGUUCGGUUUCGACACCAAACUAAGGAAUUGCAUUCUCUCCAGUCGCAGACCCUGUAAGAUUUGGAUAUGUCCUUUAUAUUUGACUGGAUUUACAGCGGUUUCAGCAGUGUGCUACAGUUUUUAGGAUUAUAUAAGAAAACUGGUAAAUUGGUAUUUCUCGGACUGGAUAAUGCGGGAAAAACAACCUUGCUGCACAUGCUAAAAGAUGACAGACUCGGCCAGCACGUCCCGACACUACAUCCCACUUCAGAAGAAUUAACCAUUGCUGGCAUGACCUUUACAACUUUUGAUUUGGGAGGACAUGUUCAAGCUCGAAGAGUGUGGAAAAACUACCUUCCUGCUAUCAAUGGCAUUGUAUUUCUGGUGGAUUGUGCAGACCAUGAAAGGCUGUUAGAAUCAAAAGAAGAACUUGAUUCACUAAUGACAGAUGAGACCAUUGCUAAUGUGCCUAUACUGAUCUUUGGGAAUAAGAUCGACAGACCUGAAGCCAUCAGUGAAGAGCGGUUACGAGAGAUGUUUGGUUUAUACGGUCAGACGACAGGAAAGGGCAACGUGCCUCUGAAAGAACUGAACGCCCGGCCCCUAGAAGUCUUCAUGUGCAGUGUGCUCAAACGGCAAGGCUACGGAGAAGGCUUCCGCUGGAUGGCCCAGUACAUCGAUUAACGGCCCCCGCCGCAGCCCCGGUCCAGCCUCGCCGCCACACAGGCCUGCUCCGAGAUUUGAUUGCUGACCAUGCAUAACUUGAAUUCAAUAGACUUUCAUUGGUUAGAAAACAGAUAUUUUUUAGAUUAUUAAUAUUAUAUCAACUUAAUUUGAAUGAGAAUUGAAAUCCAAUUCAAAUAAGUUUGACUAUCACAAUGUUAGCUUUCUAAUUCCACGAAGAUACUUAGUUUUUACUCUUUGUAAUCUGACAUGCCCCCCAGCACCAUUUAUAAAGAGCAGCUUCCCAGCAGGACAUUUGAAGCAGUUUUUAACAAUAUGAAACUACAAAUAUAAACCACAAUUAAAAGCUCAUCAUGUUAAAUUUUUAUGUACUUUUUGGAACUAGUUUUUCAAUUUUAGAUUAUGUACACUCACCUACCUGGAGUGUACAGUUAAUAAUUAGCUUAUUGAUGAUUGCAUGAUGCCUUACAGGUUUUGGUAUUUUUUCUUAUGCAAACGUCAUGCAAUAAAACAGACCCUCAUGUUUGGCAUCACUGCUGGACAGGUGUUCCGUUUUAGUGUCUUACCUAGCCAGCGUGCUCUGAAACUUGGAGUAUUUACAUUAUACAUGUGAGGUAGUUGUCGAGAAAGAGGUCUGCUUCAGGAUGCUUAGAGCAGUGUUCCAGCCCUGGAGACGUCCGCACUUGCCAGGAGAUGGGCUGUGCUUGGUUGUCCCUCACACCACAUUUCUCUCUGAUCCGGUACAUUUUUGCAGCAACACUACCGUCCCCAGCACCACGGGGGUCCGUGGCCCAGCCCCCAUGGGACUGCUUCUGGAGGAAAACACGGCGCCCGCUGCAGCAGAGGCCCCUGUCGCUGUGUUCCUGUUGUCUCUUUCUGAAGUGUGCUGGUCCUCUGUGCCUCGUCACCAAACGUGGUGACAGGCACCAGUCUCCCCACGUUCAUAGUUCAUGGCACUUCCCAGGGCAAGUGACUGUGGGUCCUCGUGCAGCCUGUGGACGCGAGGGGAAGCAAAGCCUGUCCUGCUGCAGCAGUCCUGCAGGUUGCAGGGGUUUGCUCCUGCCCUAAACCUCGUUUGCAUCCUUCGCCAUAUUUUACUUGUUGGAAAGAAAAAGAAUGCUUGUGUUUCAUUGUCCUUUUCCUCAGUCGCUCUCAGCCAGCUGCUCACAGUGUGGCACAAAGGCUUUUAUUUUUAGAGGUGACGCUGGUCAUGUGAUCGUGUUCGCGAGCCUCGCUGACAGCCUCACCAACAAAAGUGUGGCCAGCUUUUUAAUGCAUUCUAAUUUCCUAAGACACUGAGUCCUUUUUCCAUUUAAGAUCCCCCUAAUUAGUAAAAUCAGAUGAAAGAUAAGUGCCAAGUAUGUAUCUUUAAAGACUCUUAAGCUUAAGAUUUCUCUGUUGGUUACAGGCCAAGAUUUUACAGUGUAUUUAACCAAUUGCAUUGAGGAUAUAUUGUUCCAAUGCCAUCAAGGAUAAUUUAAAUAUUAAAAUUAGUGUUUUCUGUA